Molecule: messenger RNA, 2485 nt
Organism: Castor canadensis (American beaver)
Lineage: Eukaryota; Metazoa; Chordata; Mammalia; Rodentia; Castoridae
Gene: Ints10
Product: integrator complex subunit 10
Biological process (GO): snRNA processing
Cellular component (GO): integrator complex
Source: RefSeq, a predicted model, not a curated record
UGCGCGCUCCGGACAUGCGCAGUGGCCUCCCGCGGCGGGGCCGGCGGCAGCGGCAGUGUCGAGACUCUGCCGGAAGGUCCUGGUGUUUGAGCUGUAGGCUCUUAGCUCCUGGGUCAUGUCGGCCCAGGGAGACUGCGAGUUCCUGGUGAAGCGAGCCCGGGCGCUGGUGCCCCAGGACCUGUGGGCAGCUAAGGCCUGGCUGAUCACGGCUCGCAGCCUUUACCCGGCCGACUUCAACAUCCAGCAUGAGAUGUACACCAUCGAGUGCAAUGCAGAGAGGACGGCCACCGCGGGAAGGCUGCUGUAUGACAUGUUUGUGAAUUUCCCAGACCAGCCAGAGGUAUGGAGAGAAAUCAGCAUUAUUACAUCAGCGUUAAGAAAUGAUUCACAGGAUAAACAAACCCAAUUUUUUAGAAGUUUAUUUGAGACUCUUCCGGGUCGGGUCCAGUGUGAAAUGUUACUAAAGGUCACAGAACAAUGUUUCAGGACAUUGGAACGAUCAGAAAUGCUGCUGCUGCUGCUGAGGCGGUUUCCUGAGACGGUGGUGCAGCAUGGGGUUGGCCUUGGGGAGGCACUGUUAGAAGCUGAAACCAUUGAAGAACAAGAAUCUCCUGUUAACUGCUUUAGAAAAUUAUUUGUUUGUGAUGUCCUUCCUCUAAUAAUCAACAACCAUGAUGUUCGAUUGCCUGCCAAUUUGUUAUACAAAUACUUGAACAAAGCAGCUGAAUUUUAUAUCAACUAUGUCACUAGGUCUACUCAAAUAGAAAGUCAGCAUCAAGGUGCCCAAGAUACAUCUGAUUUAAUGUCGCCUAGCAAACGUAGCUCUCAGAAGUACAUAAAAGAAGGGCUUACUGAAAAAUCAUCCCAGAUUGUGGACCCCUGGGAGAGAUUGUUUAAGAUCUUGAAUGUUGUUGGAAUGCGAUGUGAGUGGCAGAUGGAUAAAGGAAGACGAAGCUAUGGUGAUAUAUUGCAUAGAAUGAAGGACCUCUGCAGAUACAUGAACAACUUUGAUAAUGAAGCUCACGCCAAGUAUAAAAACCAAGUAGUGUAUUCCACUAUGCUGGUCUUCUUUAAGAAUGCAUUCCAGUAUGUCAACAGCAUACAGCCAUCUCUCUUCCAAGGUCCUAAUGCCCCAAACCAAGUUCCCCUGGUCCUUCUUGAAGAUGUGUCAAACGUAUAUGGUGACGUAGAAAUUGACCGUAAUAAACACAUACAUAAAAAGAGGAAAUUAGCUGAAGGGAGAGAAAAACCCAUGAGUUCAGAUGAUGAAGAAUGUUCCGCAAAAGGAAGAAAUCGCCACAUUGUAGUCAAUAAAGCAGAGCUCACUAACUCCAUUGAAGUGUUAGAAAGCUUUAAGUUGGCCAGGGAGAGCUGGGAGUUGCUCUAUUCCCUAGAAUUCCUUGACAAAGAGUUUACAAGAAUUUGUGUGGCAUGGAAGACGGACACUUGGCUGUGGUUAAGAAUCUUCCUCGCCGAUAUGGUCAUCUACCAGGGUCAAUACAAAAAGGCCAUAGCCAGCCUGCAUCAUUUAGCAGCUCUCCAGGGAUCACUUUCUCAGCCACAGAUCAUGGGACAGGGGACUUUGGAGCACCAGCGGGCACUCAUCCAACUGGCAACCUGUCACUUUGCUCUUGGGGAGUACAGAAUGACAUGUGAGAAAGUCCUUGAUCUGAUGUGCUACAUGGUUCUCCCCAUUCAAGAUGGAGGCACAUCACAGGAAGAACCUUCAAAAGUGAAGCCAAAAUUUAGAAAAGGUUCGGAUCUGAAGCUUCUGCCCUGUACCAGUAAGGCCAUCAUGCCAUACUGCCUGCAUUUGAUGUUAGCCUGCUUUAAGCUUAGAGCUUUCACAGACAACAGGGACGACAUGGCACUGGGGCAUGUGAUCGUAUUGCUUCAGCAGGAGUGGCCACGGGGAGAGAAUCUUUUCCUGAAAGCUAUCAAUAAGAUUUGCCAGCAAGGAAAUUUCCAAUAUGAGAACUUUUUUAAUUACGUUACUAAUAUUGAUAUGCUGGAGGAAUUUGCAUACUUAAGAACUCAGGAAGGAGGGAAGAUCCAUCUGGAGUUACUCCCCAAUCAAGGAAUGCUGAUCAAGCACCACACGGUCACUCGGGGCAUCACCAAAGGCGUGAAGGAGGACUUCCGCCUGGCCAUGGAACGCCAGGUCUCCCGCUGUGGUGAGAAUCUGAUGGUGGUGCUGCACAGAUUCUGCAUUAAUGAGAAGAUCUUGCUCCUCCAGACUCUGGCCUGACUAUAGACCUCUGUGCCACAGGCAGGUGUCAGCUGUGUGAUUCUGAGGGAGGACACAGCAGCCAUGAGUGUUGCUGUUCCAUUUCUCAGGAGGAAGGAAAACACCAGGGUUCUAACUCCUUGGUUGCUUAAAAGUAGUUCCCAAGAGUGUGAGAAGCUAUUUCUAUUUUUAAGAGUCCUUUCUGGCAAUUUUUGUAAAAGGAAAGUCUGUUUUGUAAAUAAAAAUUGUUUUAAAAUU